Molecule: messenger RNA, 7153 nt
Organism: Ilex paraguariensis (yerba mate)
Lineage: Eukaryota; Viridiplantae; Streptophyta; Magnoliopsida; Aquifoliales; Aquifoliaceae
Source: the annotation of a GenBank genome assembly
AUGCUUUGGACGGGCAUGCAUAGAUUCGAUCUGAACUAUUUGGUGAUUGUGACUGCGUAUGAACUAGUUAAUGUGGAUUUUUUCGGAGAUGUUAGGCAAACAUUCCUUGGGGGGCCAUUAACGGUGGCAGAAAACAGGAAAGUGGACAAUUUGCAGCAAAGGAGUAAGAGGUCACACAAUUUGGGUUCUUUGCUAGACGUGUCUGAAAUUUUAAACAAAGAAAAUAAUUUGGACACUUCUUUGCAUGCGCGACAUGUCGAUCAAUUUAGUAUGUGGUAUGAGUUCACGGUUUUGGGAGAUAAUAUGGCCUCCAAAGGUCCAAGGUCUAAGCUUGAUCAUGAAUCAAGGGCUAGGCGUCAAAAGGCACUUGAACCUCCCAAGGAACCUCGACGUCCUAAAACACAUUGGGACCAUGUUCUAGAAGAGAUGGUUUGGUUGUCGAAGGACUUUGAAUCGGAGAGGAAAUGGAAAUUGGCCCAGGCAAAGAAGGUUGCUAUAAGAGCAAGCAAGGGCAUGAUGGAUCAGGCCACAAGAGGAGAAAAGAGAGUGAAGGAAGAAGAGCAGCGGCUGAGAAAAGUUGCGCUUAACAUUUCUAAGGACGUGAAAAAAUUUUGGAUGAAAAUAGAGAAGCUGGUUCUUUACAAGCAUCAGCUGGUGCUUGAUGAGAAAAAGAAAAAAGCACUCGAUAAACAGCUUGAAUUUCUCAUUGGGCAGACAGAAAGGUAUUCAACAAUGCUGGCAGAAAACCUUGUGGACACACCAAUUCCUGGAAGAGCAGUGCAUUCCUCCUCUGCUCUAGAACAACAGAUUAUUCAUCAUAAAGGAGAUGAAAAUGGCAUAAACAUUGAAUCCCAGUCAAAUAUAGUGGACAACGAUGAAGAUUUUGAUUUACAGUCUGAAGCUGAGUCAGAAGAUGACGAGCAUACUAUUGAGGAAGACGAGGCCCUCAUAACUGAAGAAGAAAGGCAAGAAGAACUGGCAGCUUUGCGCAAUGAAAUAGAUCUACCUCUUGAGGAGCUACUGAAGCGUUACACUGUGGAGAAAGCUGGCAGAGAAAGUAGCCCCGAAAAGAGUGCGGAUGUAGCUGAACCAACUCAGACAAUGGAAGAUGACAGUGAGAGCGAAGAAGAAAAUAUGUCUGCUGUUCCUAUGACUGACAGUGCCAGCUCACUUGCAGUCCUUGGUCGUCAUUGUAGUGAAAGUAAUGGUGGCUUAUCGAUUCCGGAAAACCAUAUCUCAGAAGUUGAGGCAAACCAAAGCGGCAAUCUGUCAAAAAAUUUCCAAGAGUCAGAAAAAAAGCAUAUGCUAUUUGACUUUAAUGAUGAGCAGGAGGAUGGCGAUUUUGUCCUUGCUGCCGGAGAAGAAAAGGAUGAUGAGACUACCUUGUCAGAGGAAGAACAACUAGCUAAGGCCGAAUCCAAUGAUUUCAUAGAUGAGAUUGAAUUACUGCAGCAAGAAAAUGAAAUUCCCAUAGAAGAGCUGCUUGCAAGGUAUAAAAAGGAUUACAACACUGAUGAGGAUAUUGAGGAUGAGUCUGAAUCUAGAUACGCUUCUGCUUCUGAAGAUUUCUUGGAUUAUCCAUCACAGCAAGAGAAUGACGUGAAGCCGAAUUGCACUGCCGCGGAUAAUGAUGAUGAACCUGGUGAACUACAGCCUGUUGUUUGUUCUCCUGCAGACGUACAGGAAGCAGGGCACGAUGAAAUAUCUGAAGGAAGGGAAAGUGAAAGUAGAAUUGCUGAUGCAGCAGCUGCUGCAAGGUCAGCACAACCAACUGGCAAUACAUUCUCGACCACCAAAGUGCGUACAAAGUUCCCUUUUCUUCUGAAGUUUUCUCUUCGGGAGUACCAACAUAUUGGCUUGGACUGGCUUGUGACAAUGUAUGAGCAGAGACUUAAUGGGAUUCUAGCUGAUGAAAUGGGACUUGGGAAGACAAUCAUGACAAUCGCUCUGCUUGCUCACUUAGCAUGUGAGAAGGGAAUAUGGGGCCCUCAUCUCAUUGUUGUUCCCACCAGUGUCAUGCUAAACUGGGAAACUGAGUUUCUCAAAUGGUGUCCUGCCUUUAAAAUACUAACAUAUUUUGGAAGUGCAAAAGAGCGAAAAAUAAAGAGGCAAGGGUGGAUGAAACCAAAUUCUUUUCAUGUAUGCAUUACGACUUACAGACUCGUUAUACAGGAUUCUAAAGUUUUCAAGCGCAAGAAGUGGAAAUAUUUGAUUUUGGAUGAAGCUCAUUUAAUAAAAAACUGGAAGUCUCAGAGAUGGCAAACUCUUUUGAAUUUCAAUUCGAAACGACGUAUUCUUUUAACGGGUACACCACUCCAGAAUGAUCUUAUGGAACUCUGGUCUCUAAUGCAUUUCUUGAUGCCUCACAUCUUUCAGUCUCAUCAAGAAUUUAAGGAUUGGUUUUGUAAUCCAAUAUCUGGAAUGGUAGAUGGACAGGAAAAAGUAAACAAGGAAGUUGUAGAUCGCUUGCAUAAUGUUCUCCGUCCUUUUAUACUCCGUCGGUUGAAACGAGAUGUCGAGAAGCAGCUCCCUAUGAAACAAGAGCAUGUUAUCUACUGCAGACUUUCAAGAAGGCAGCGCAAUUUGUAUGAAGACUUCAUUGCUAGCUCAGACACACAAGCUACUCUAGCAAGUGCCAAUUUUUUUGGGAUGAUUAGUGUUAUAAUGCAACUUCGCAAAGUUUGCAAUCAUCCUGAUUUAUUUGAAGGUCGCCCAAUUGUAAGUUCUUUUGAUAUGAAUGGGAUUGACAUUGAGUUGAGUUCUUCUGUUUGCUCAAUGCUUACACCUGGCCCAUUUUCUGUUGUUGACCUCAGUGGUUUGGGUUUUUUAUUCACACAUCUGGACUUUAACAUGGCAUCGUGGGAGAGUGAUGAAAUUCAAGCUAUUGCGACCCCCUCAAGCUUAAUUGAGGGACGUGCUGACAUUACUAGUAGAGAAGAAAUUGGGCAUGUAUUCAAGAACAAGAAAAAGGUGCUUGAAACAAACAUAUUUGAACAGAUCCAAAAGGCACUGUUGGAGGAUAGACUAAGACAAGCAAAAGAAUGGGCAGCAUCGGUUGCAUGGUGGAAUUCCUUGAGGUGCAGGAAGAAACCAUUAUACUCCACGAGCCUACGAGACCUCGUUACUCUGAGGCAUCCUGUUGAUGAUAUUCUUUGUCAGAAGGGGAAGACUUUGUCGUACUUGCACUCCUCUAAGCUCGCUGACCUUGUAUUGUCUCCGGUUGAACGCUUCCAGAAAAUGGUUGGUCAGGUUGAGUCUUUCAUGUUUGCAAUCCCUCCGGCACGGGCUCCUCCACCUGUUUGCUGGUGCAGUAAAAGUGGAAAUUCUGUAUUCAUUCACCCAACUUAUAAAGAGAGAUGCACUGAGAUUUUGUCUCCCCAUCUGACACCAUUUCGCCCAGCAAUUGUAAGGAGGCAAGUGUAUUUUCCAGACAGGCGACUCAUACAGUUUGACUGUGGUAAGCUGCAGGAGCUUGCGAUUUUACUUAGGCGGUUGAAAUCAGAAGGUCAUAGAGCACUGAUAUUCACCCAAAUGACGAAGAUGCUUGAUAUCCUGGAGGCUUUCAUAAAUUUGUAUGGUUACACUUACAUGCGGUUGGAUGGGUCCACGCAGCCAGAGGAGAGGCAAACACUAAUGCAGCGGUUCAACACAAAUCCAAAGAUUUUUCUUUUCAUUUUGUCAACCCGUAGUGGAGGUGUUGGCAUCAAUCUUGUGGGGGCAGAUACAGUUAUCUUUUAUGAUAGUGACUGGAAUCCUGCAAUGGAUCAACAAGCCCAAGAUCGGUGCCACCGAAUUGGUCAGACGCGUGAAGUACAUAUAUAUAGGUUAAUCAGUGAGAGCACUAUUGAAGAGAAUAUCUUAAAGAAGGCAAAUCAGAAGCGUGCUCUUGAUGAUUUGGUUAUUCAGAGUGGAGGUUAUAACACCGAGUUUUUCAAGAAACUGGAUCCAAUGGAAUUGUUUUCGGGCCAUAGAACUAUUCCCAUUAAGAACAUGCAGAAAGAGAAAAGCAGCAGCAAUGGAGUUGAGGUUUCUGUGUCUAAUGCGGAUGUUGAGGCUGCUUUGAAGUAUGCAGAGGAUGAGGCAGACUACAUGGCAUUGAAAAAAGUUGAACAAGAAGAGGCUGUGGAAAAUCAAGAAUUUACUGAAGAAGCCAUUGGGAGGUUGGAAGAUGAUGAGUAUGUAAAUGAGGAGGAAAUGAAGGCUGAUGAGUUGGCCGAUCAUGGUGGUUUGAGUAUAACUUCACAGAGAGCAAACGAGACUAUGUUAAAUUGGAGUGAUCCAAAUGAAGAGAGAGCUCUCACUUUUGCUAGUAAAGAAGAUGAUGUUGACAUGCUGGCUGAUGUCAAACAGAUGGCUGCAGCAGCUGCAGCAGCAGGAGAGGCUAUCUUGUCCUUUGAGGAUCAGCUACGCCCAAUUGAUCGAUAUGCAAUACGGUUUCUGGAAUCAUGGGACCCGAUCAUUGACAAGGCAGCAAUGGAGACUGAAGUCAGGUUUGAGGAAACUGAAUGGGAGCUGGAUCGUAUCGAGAAAUUAAAGGAGGAUAUGGAAGCAGAGAUUGAUGAUGAUGAAGAACCUUUCGAAUAUGAAAGAUGGGAUACUAAUUUUGCAACUGAGGUAUAUCGACAGCAAGUUGAAGCCUUGGCCCAACAUCAGUUGAUGGAGGAACUGGAAUGUGAAGCUAGAGAGAAGGAAAAUGCAGAUCAUGAAUAUUCUGACUCUAUGAAGAAUGUUACCUCGGCUGCUCCUAAAACCAAGUCGAAGAAGAAAACGAAGAAAGCAAAGUUCAAAUCGCUGAAGAAAGGAGGUUUAGCUUCUGCUUCAAAGCCAAAGGAAGAAUCACGUAUGGAGACCAUGUCCACCGAUGAUGAGAUUUUUUUCCAUGACGAGAACACCUCUUCUGAUAGGUUAUCACCCCAAUCAACUGUUGAUAAGAAACGCAAAGCAGUGCCAGAUGGUGAUGAAGAGAGGAUUUUGAAGAAGUUCAAGAAAGUUAAGAAGGUUCCUCUUCAAAUUUGUCCUUCAGACUUAGAUUCCAACCUUCGACGCAAGCGGCAGGGUGAACCAAAAGAUUCAAGAUUUUGGGAGGGCACUGUUGUUGAUCUUGAGCAUAAGUCGAUAAACAGGAGCAAGAUGGGGGGGAAAAUAUCCAUCACUUCCAUGCCAGUAAAGAGGGUUCUGAUGAUAAAACCGGAGAAGUUGAAAAAGAAGGGGAACAUUUGGUCCAAAGAUUGUUUCCCUUCACCUGAUUUCUGGUUGCCACAAGAGGAUGCAAUUUUGUGUGCUGUUGUGCAUGAAUAUGGUCCACAAUGGAGCUUGGUGAGUGAGGUUUUGUAUGGAAUGACUGCGGGUGGGUUUUAUAGAGGAAGGUUUCGACAUCCUGUCCAUUGUUGUGAGAGGUUUAGGGAACUCAUCCAAAGAUAUGUUUUGUCUGCAGCAGACAAUCUAAACAAUGAAAAAGCCAGCAAUGCUGGGUCUGGAAAGGCUCUCCUCAAAGUAACAGAGGAUAAUAUCCGAAUGUUGUUGGAUGUUGCCGCUGAACUUCCAGAUCAUGAGCCCCUUGUUCAAAAACAUUUCUUUGCCCUGCUUUCUUCUGUUUGGAGGGUAAAAUCCUGCCAUGAGCGGCAAAAAAGUCUCUUGCCUUCCCAGAAUGGCAUCUUUUCAGGUGGGAAAGCUUAUAAUUCUACAUUCAACCACAUUUCUCGAAACAUCAAGGGACCAUCAGGAAAGAUGAGAUUCACUAAUGUAAGCCUGAGUAGCAAAUUAGUGGUGGCUGCUCUGUAUGAUUGCCAUGGUGUGCAACAAGAGGACAGAGUCUCCGUUUUCAACCAGAGGGAGGAGGCUGCAGCCAAUGCAGACCAAUUGGAGAUUACGCUUGAACCUCAGGGAGGGAGAGAGGAUCCCAUGAUUCUCCUGCCACCUGUCAUAAAUGUGUCAAUAUGUGGUCUGGGUCCACCACCAUCUGCAAACAUGCCUACUGGGCAAAAUCUUUGGUUUAAGUCCUCUCAAAAUAUGGCAGAAACCCGUUUAAGGGCCGCGGCAAAAGCCUCUGUUGAAGGUUGUUUGGGUUGGGCAUCAUCAGCUUUCCAAACUGGUGAUGUCAAGUCUCGACCUCCAUCAAAAUCACAAUCAUUGGGAAAGAAUAAGCUCCCUGUUUCCAGCUCAAUGAAGCCUUCUAAGUCAAAAAUGAGAAAAACAGCAAUGGAGGCUAGCUAUACGCAUUGCCCUAUUGCUGAUCCAGUGAUCCAACCAAUGCUAAUAGAACCCAGUGAUUCGAAUGUAAGGUUUAACAAGGCACAACCCUUCAUUCCAGAAGGUUGGGUAGAUGAUUUUGAUUGUGGUUCUGCUUUUGACAUGGAUGACAAGCUCUCACUGGAAGAAGAGAUAUUAGAUAUGGUCCCACAUCAAUAUGUUCCUGAUUUCAUCUCAGGACUUGAUGAUUGCUCAUUAUUACCAGAAUUUACGGAUAUUGGCUAGGGAUAUAUUGGGUACCUGAGUCCACUUAAUGUUUUGGGCUGCAGCUAUCAUUCAUUCUAAAGAGUGCGAGUGCUCUGGGCAAAAAUGACUCCCAGCCAGUGAAAUCAUCCAAUGGUCAAGGGUUGAGCAACUGCUGUGCUCUCGGGUACAUGGUCUAUCAGGAGAGUACGCCUCCCUUUUCUGAAUGUGGAUUAAGAGGCCAAGAUUCAGCGCGGCUGAUUAUUUACACGUGAUGGUCAUACUCUCGAGAGGAGGAUUUGAAGUGGACUUCCAAAAGAACGCAGAAUAUUGCAAAUGAAAGAUAACAUAUAUUACAUGUACUUUUAAAAUUUCCGUAGACAAAGGUAUGAAGGUGGGUGUAGGUAGAGAAGGUUCAUGGAGUGUACCUUUUGAAGAAUGCAUGUAUUGGGGGCUCCAAAAUCCCAUCCUAGUUUUCUUGGAUUUUUCAUUUUUUAAAUUGUUAAAUUUGACUCAACUUUAUAUCGCUAGUCCUUAAUUUUUGAAUAAUUUGAAACCUAUUAUAGGGAGUGAGAUCUUCUCCGGUAUAUUUUCUAAUGCAAUUGCAUAACUGCUGCUGCUGCUGCUUACAUGUAAAAGAUAUGAUACUUAGUUUCUCUUUUCUCAUUAUGAAUAUUCGGUUGUGAAUCUUGUAUGUAGACUGGAGAUUACAGGUAGCCAU